AUGGCCCAUAUCGAAAGCGACACGGUUGGGUCGGGGCCUUCGGGUAACAUAGGACCCCAGGGUAUCGAUGCCAAUAGCCAUGCCCAAGACGAAGAGAGUCCAUUACUCCCGCCAUCUAAUACAGAGCCUAAGCUCAAAGCAUUAGCAGGUGUUGGGACAAUUAUCGCAGUGCUUCUGCUCGGCGAAUUCGUUUCCAAUGCCGAUGCGACACUUGUCAUGGCGGCGGCAGGCCGGAUCUCCUCCGAAUUCAAUCGUCUGCGCGAUGCUAGUUGGCUCUCAACGGGCUAUACGUUGGGUCUUUGUGCUGCACAACCAAUGUAUGGAAAAUUGAGUGAUAUCUACGGUCGCAAGCCAAUGUUGCUGCUCUCAUAUCUGUUAUUCGCAGUUGGCUGUAUAUUGAGCGGCAUCGGAACCCGAAUGUGGGUGGUGGUUUUCGGUCGCGCGAUCAGCGGAAUGGGCGGUGCCGGAAUCAUGACCAUCAGCUCCAUUAUCAUCACAGAUAUUGUUCCAAAGCGCGAGGUCGCUACUUGGAGAGCAUAUGUGAACAUUGCCAUGACGCUUGGACGUAGUCUGGGAGGUCCGUUGGGUGGUUGGCUGAGCGAUACCAUCGGAUGGAGAUGGUUGUUCAUCCUACAAGCUCCGUUCCUCGCUCUGGCUGCAGCUCUCGUGGUUGUUAAACUGAACGUCGGUGAGAAAACAAACUCCACCAAAGUGAACAAACUCGCCCAGGUCGAUUUCCUCGGAACCGGACUGCUAGGCUCAUCCAUUAUCGCAAUGACCACACUCCUCGACCAGGGCGGGAAGUCCUUCCCGUGGAGCUCAUGGUGGACAGUCCUCCUAGCAGGCGGGGGGGCAUUACUCCUGGUCACCUUUGUGCUCGUGGAAGCCUACAUAGCCCCCGAACCGAUCUUCAACCUCCGCAUUCUCCGGCGCACGAACGUAUCAAUGGCAUACAUAAUCGGCGCUCUUCAGAUCUCCGCGCAGCUGGGAAUGAUGUUCUCUGUCCCACUAUAUUUUCAAGUAACACAGCGCGCAUCGACCACAGUAGCGGGCGUGCAUCUCAUUCCAGCAGUGAUAGGAAAUACUCUCGGCGGAUUAGUAGUGGGGAUAUUCAUUCGGCGCACGGGACAAUUCAAAAUUAUGCUCGUCAUCGGCGGUCUAGUUGCCGCCAUUUCCUACCUGCUCCUUUACCUCCGCUGGGAUGGACACAGCGGCUUCUGGGAGUCACUAUUUAUUCUUCCCGGUGGACUUGGCACGGGAAUCGCAUCAGCCUCAUCGUUUAUUGCCAUGUCUGCCAUGCUGCCAGUUGAGGAAAUUGCCAUGGCGACGGCGGGAUAUAUGCUUAUUGUGGGAUUUUCCAUGACGGCGGGUGUGACUACGUCCAAUUCUGUUCUAGGGAUGGAGUUCCAGCGGCAGUUGAGGCUUAAUCUUAACGGACCUGGCUCGGAGAAGGUUAUUCAACGUGCGAUGGCUGAUACAAACUAUAUCGCGCACCUAAGUGGCCAUCUGCGGGAGACUGUGGUGGCUUGCUAUGUUUUGGGACUUAAGCAUACAUAUCGUGGGUUGAUGGAUUCUAACGCAUUUGGUAUCUUCCACUGA
Penicillium psychrosexuale is the source of this 1599-nucleotide messenger RNA. RefSeq lists its product as uncharacterized. Gene Ontology annotation, molecular function: basic amino acid transmembrane transporter activity. The transcript is spliced from 6 exons. Lineage: Eukaryota; Fungi; Ascomycota; Eurotiomycetes; Eurotiales; Aspergillaceae. The record is from RefSeq and is a predicted model, not a curated record. Gene Ontology annotation, cellular component: fungal-type vacuole membrane. The coding region runs from base 1 to 1599 and encodes 532 amino acids. Gene Ontology annotation, biological process: transmembrane transport; basic amino acid transport.